This is a messenger RNA of Myotis lucifugus (little brown bat), 4064 nucleotides long. It is a transcript of the gene ARID3B, whose product is annotated as AT-rich interaction domain 3B. Gene Ontology annotation, biological process: regulation of transcription by RNA polymerase II. NCBI's taxonomy places the organism in Eukaryota, Metazoa, Chordata, Mammalia, Chiroptera, Vespertilionidae. Gene Ontology annotation, molecular function: DNA binding. Gene Ontology annotation, cellular component: nucleus. The record is from RefSeq and is a predicted model, not a curated record.
UCUGGCUUCAGGCCGCACCCCAUUCCCUGCGGUCCCGCCCUUCCCCCCGCCCGGGGCCGACAGGCGGGCCCCGCGGCGCCGCUUCCGGUGCGGGCCCCGCCCCGGCUGUGGCCCGGGCUGCGGACCAGUCCGAGCCGCUGCCGCCGCGCCGCGCCCAGAGCCCGAUGCCGCCUCGUCCGCUGCAGGGUCCUGGAGCGCCCCGGCAUAGGUUUAGAACCAGUGUGCCUGCUGGGCUGUGCCCAGGGUUCAGAGCCAUGCCAAUCGGUGGGUGAAGCACUUGAGGCCCUGAUGGAACCGCUGCAGCAGCAGCCACCGCAGCAGCAGCCACCAAACCUAGCUCCUCUGGGAAUGGAUGCCAGAGAGAAGCAGGGACAGCAGAUAAGAGAAGCCCAGUUCUUGUUUGCCCAGAAGCUGGUCACACAGACUCUCCUUUCUGCCACACCUGGGCGGCCUUCUGGCAGCCUUUCCCUGGGUCCCUUUAGCCAGAGUUCUCCAGCCACAGCAAUGACCCGAGUUUUUGAACGGAGCAACGCAAACUCAGAGCCUAAGGAAGAGGAGGGAGGCUUGGAAGAUGAGGAUGGGGAUGAUGACAUUGUAGAGGCUGAGAAAGAGGCCCAGGCUGCUUCAAAAUAUUUUCAUGGGCAGAAAGUUGUUCGCCAAGACCCCAGAGUGGCACCCAAAUCUGGUCUCCUUCCAGCACCAGGGCUCCCACCACAUGGACAGCAAGCUCAAGAAGACCAUACCAAAGAUGUUGCCAAGGCCCCACCUUCAGUCUCCACAGCGGGGCAGCCAGGCUGGAAUCAGGAUGAGCAUCUCAAGCAGAAUGGUGGUUUGGCUUGGAGUGAUGAUGCAGAUGGAGGCCGAGGAAGAGAGAUCUCUCGAGAUUUUGCCAAGCUGUAUGAACUGGACGGUGAUCCGGAAAGGAAAGAAUUCCUGGAUGACCUCUUCAUCUUUAUGCAGAAGAGGGGGACCCCUAUCAACCGAAUCCCUAUCAUGGCCAAGCAGAUCCUAGACCUGUAUAUGCUGUACAAGCUGGUGACAGAGAAGGGUGGCCUGGUGGAGAUCAUCAACAAGAAGAUAUGGAGGGAGAUCACCAAAGGCCUGAACCUGCCCACAUCCAUCACCAGUGCCGCCUUUACCCUGAGGACCCAGUACAUGAAGUACCUAUAUGCUUACGAGUGUGAGAAGAAAGCCUUGAGCUCCCCAGCUGAGCUCCAGGCAGCCAUUGAUGGCAACCGGCGGGAGGGCCGCCGGCCCAGCUACAGCUCUUCCCUCUUUGGCUACUCGCCCACUGCCACGGCUGCUGCCACCAGGGCCCCUGCCCUUCUCUCCACACCCAAGAUCCGCUUCCCUGUCCUUGGGCUGGGCUCCAGCAGUGGUACCAGUGGCAGCAGCCCUCGGAUACCCCCAGCAACUACUCUCAGGAAAGGUGAUGGAGUCCCGGUGACAACAGUACCUGUGCCAAAUCGUCUGGCUGUGCCCGUGACCUUGACAGGCCAGCAGGCUAGCACCCGGAUGGCCACGCUGGAGCAGCUGCGGGAACGGCUGGAGUCAGGAGAGCCCCCUGAGAAGAAGGCUUCCAGGCUGUCGGAGGAGGAGCAGCGCCUAGUGCAGCAGGCCUUCCAGCGCAACUUUUUCAGCAUGGCCCGGCAGCUACCCAUGAAGAUCCGGGUCACCGGCAGGGCAGAAGACAGAUCAGAGGCCUCGGCUACAGCGCUGAAUCUGACCUCGGGCAGCAUUGGGAGCAUUAAUAUGUCUGUGGAUAUCGACGGCACCACCUAUGCAGGUGUGCUGUUUGCCCAGAAGCCUGUGGUCCACCUCAUCGCAGGGUCUGCUCCCCAGAGCAUCAGCAGCAGCAGCAGCAGUUCUCACUGCUCACCAAGUCCUACCUCAUCACGGGGCACCCCCAGUGCAGAGCCCUCCACCAGUUGGUCCCUCUGAGGGGCAGGACCCAGCUUCCACUCCCCACUCUUCUGUUGAGAGUGAAGGAAGUCGAUGCACAAAAUUUACCUCAUCUCACGGAUCCCAUGUCAAAUACCAGAUGUUGGGAGUUUGGACAUGUCCGCUUGUCCAGGCUCCAUUCAGGUCCUGCUGUACUUGGGGGACAGGGAGAGGCUGGAGGGGCAGGACAGAGCAGCGUUGUCCAAUCAGAGAUUGUCCUGGAGAAAUGGGUGGGGUCUGUGGACAGCCAGCUUCCUGGGGAUUCCCAGGCCACCUCCCAUCCUGGGCACAGUGUAUUGACAAUCUGUAAACCGACACCAGGCUGGAGGCCCUUCAUAUCCUUUCUCCUUUAAUUUAUUUUUCUUCCCCUGCCUUCUGCCAUGACCCCAGGGUCACUGGUCCCUUCCCCUGCUCAGUGCCCCAAUCUUUAACUCUCAUGUGGGUCUGCUAGGAGCCAAGCGCAUGCCUUCCUAUCCCUACCUGCUGAGCAUGAGAUGGGGCUUUCCUUACCUAACAUAUUGGUUCCUGGGGCAUGGGUCCCUCCAAUUCGAGUCUUGAAGCAGUCCUCAGUUCCGAAGGCCCUUUGGACAUCUGCUAAGGGAGAGGCAGAGCCUUACAGGGCUGCCCAGGCAGGCCCUAGCACCCACUUCAAACUGACCCUUUUCUGACCCUCUUGGACCCUAUGCUUCCCACUUGCCCUUGUUGGUCAGCUGUGCCAAGAAAAGCCCACUUGUCCCUUGGCUGGUCUUCUCUUGGGGCCAUCUUAGCCCUAACACCCCCAAGCCUGCUAACAUCAGGUUCAUUGAAAUACCUCAGAUUUGUAAUUGUUGAUGUUUGAUUCUUCAGGAAGUAUUUGCAUCUCUGAAGUCUUUUUAUAUGUGUUUUGCCGACCUGAUUUUUUAUUUAAAAUUUUUUAUUAUUAUAGCACCAAAGAUAUGAGAGCAGAUCACCCCAAAGCCAAACAAAUGAUUUGGUACCCCAGCCCCUCUGGCCCUUCCUUGCAACCUUGGUGAGGAAGCGGGAGGCAGGCAGGAGAGAUGACUCAGGGAUCAGAGCGGCAGGGAGGAGGUGGAGUGGAAGCCUGGCUGGGUCCUGAAACCAUACCAGUUCUGAAGAUGGUCCUCCAUCCAUUUCCUGCCAUAACAGGGCUAGUCCCAACCCCUACCCCCUACUCUCCAGUGGGGGUAGGAUAUCUCCCCUUCAUUUCACACUCCCACCAGGACAGGCAGGCCAUGGCCUUUAGAAGAUGAGAGAGCUUUAUCUUCUCUUGAACCCUGGAGUGGAGCAGGCUGCUCCUGUGUUGUAAGGAAGAGCUGGUUCUCACACAAGGCUCUCCUGGAAAUGAAUAAGCCCUGCGGUAUGUCGUAGACAACACGCAUUUGACGUUGCUGGGCUGUAGGAGCCCAUACUGGCUUGAGCCCACACCUGGCUAACAUUCAGUCCUGUCUAGGAAAGGAAAGAGAAUUCCAGAGCUUGAGCACGAAAUGUGCUGUAGCUCUGCUGGACCUUGUCUUCUCUCCCCCAUCCCCUGGCCCUCCACCAGGGCUGACCCUCUUACCAGGCAAGUGCAGGGUGUGGGCAGAGAAGGGCAUCUGGGACCUGGUGCCUGGGAGGAGCCCAGUUGGCUGGCACUGGGCCCACCUGAAGGUGUUACAGACAUUUGCCAGUGUGUUUCUCAGGGGUUUGGUCACGAAGAAUGGACUCUUCCCACCCAGAGGACACAGGCAUAGCACACUGUCUUUCUGGUCAUUGGAUUCGAUCCCUUAGGCAGCUGGCCUGGUCUCCCCUCUCAGUGAACCCUUGCUGUCCUCAGGACAGCAGCAGGGUCUCAGCUGAAAGCCUGGGAGUGGAGGCACCAGUAGGUGUCUCUAGGAACAGGGCCUGGGCCAUGAGGAACCCUGAAGGCCCCACAGGCAGGCAGCCCAGGCAGCUCUGUCCCCUUGCCCUCCCCAUCUUAGGUGUAUUCUAGACAGGAAAAACAUGAUAGCACAUGGGUAGCCCAGGCAGUGGAUAAAUACCUCAGACGUCUUCUUGCAGCAAGUGUCUGUAUAUGUUGUGAUUAUUUUCUAUCUUACAUGUUCUUGAAUGUUUAUAUUUCAAUAAACCUCUACCUCUUCACACAA